This is a messenger RNA of Momordica charantia (bitter melon), 1747 nucleotides long. Its product is annotated as DUF1005 family protein (DUF1005). Lineage: Eukaryota; Viridiplantae; Streptophyta; Magnoliopsida; Cucurbitales; Cucurbitaceae. The record is from RefSeq and is a predicted model, not a curated record.
AGGAGCUCAUUCUCUAUCUGUCAUGAGAGAGAGAAACAGAAUAAAGAGCAAAACCUUCAAUCCAGCCAUGGCCGACAAUCCUCACUAGAAAAAAACGCCCAACUUAAAUGUUCUUCGCCAAUCUUUCUUCUUUCUUACUCCACAUUCCCGCCGCCGCCAAAUUUUCCGAUGGAUCCGUGCCCCUUCGUCCGGCUGAUGGUCGAAUCGCUCGCUCUCAACCUCCCUCAGGCCACCCGCCCCGCCGGGGCCGCCGUCCACCCCUCCGCCACGCCCUGCUUCUGCAAGAUCGCGAUCAAGAAUUUCCCCUCCCAAACGGCGCUUCUUCCGCUUUCCUCAAUUUCCGGCGACUCACCUCCGGACUCCGCCGCGUCGUCCUCCGGCUUCCACCUGGACCCGUCGUCUCUCCGUCGCCUCUCUGGCAAGCCUCUCGUGAUGUGUCUCUCGGUUUUCGCGGGGCGGAUGGGGCACACGUGCGGGGUGAAUUCUGGCAAGUUCCUCGGCCGGGUUCGGAUCACGGUGGCUCUCGACGGCGCUGACAGUAGACCCAGAGUAUUCCACAACGGGUGGGUUAAAUUGGGGAAAGAAGAGGAUAAAAUCUCGGCCCGCCUCCACUUGGUUGUCCGGUCCGAACCCGACCCGCGCUUCGUUUUCCAGUUCGGUGGAGAACCGGAAUGUAGCCCGGUGGUUUUCCAGAUCCAAGGCAAUAUCCGGCAACCGGUUUUCAGCUGCAAGUUCAGUGCCGAUCGGAAUUCGAGGACCCGGUCACUGCCGUCGGAUUUCAGCUUCAACAGUACUAAAGGAAAAUGGAUGAGAACUUUUUCAGGGGAGAGAGAGAAGCCGGGGAGGGAGAGAAAGGGGUGGAUGAUCAUGGUCUAUGACCUCUCCGGCUCCCCCGUCGCGGCCGCCUCCAUGAUAACGCCGUUCGUCCCUUCCCCGGGCACCGACCGUGUCUCUCGCUCCAACCCUGGUGCUUGGCUCAUCCUCCGCCCCCAUGGCUUCUCCGUCAGCAGUUGGAAGCCAUGGGGACGCCUCGAGGCUUGGCGCGAGCGGGGACCGAUCGAUGGCCUAGGCUACAAGUUCGAGCUCGUCGCCAACACUGGACUAGCCACUGGCAUCGCCAUCGCAGAAGCUACCAUGAGCGUAAAAAAGGGUGGCCAAUUUUGCAUCGACAGUAGAACUAUAAGAGAUUUCAGUCCAAACUCUAGAUCCAACAUUAAAGUAGGGAACUUUGUAAUGGCUUCGAGCGUGGAGGGAGAAGGGAAGGUGAGCAAGCCAAUGGUAGAAGUGGGAGUUAAGCACGUGACAUGCAUGGCGGAUGCUGCUUUAUUUGUAGCUCUAGCAGCCGCCAUUGAUCUUAGCAUGGACGCUUGCAGACACUUCACACAGAAGCUGAGAAGAGAACUCUGUCACGAUGAACACGAUUCAAGUUUUCUUUGAAAUCCUAUCAAUUUUUUCCACAAAAUUUCUCUACUUUUUUUAAUUUCUUUGCAAUGAUAAACCAGUUUUUGGAUUUGAGCAGAGAAACCAUAUAUUUAUGUAAUCUUAUUUCCAUCCAAUUUCCAUUUCUUUUUCUUUCUUCUUCAUUGAUUCUUUAAUUAAAUUCCAUCCGAUCCCUUUUGUUCUUCCACAUACAGUUUUCUUAGUCUUGGGUUGCGAUUCAGAACCUCUCUCUGAUCUCAUGUGUAAGUUGGAAUUUGACCGGACCAAAAAGUGUACAGAUCACUGUCCUCGGAAAUUUUGUGUUUAA